GCGGGCGCUUUUAGUUUCACUUCGUGCGUUGUCCUGCUGAGGCCAAAAAGCGAGCCUGGAGCCGCGGCGUAUCGCGUAGUGUAUAAUCAAGCUAUAUAAUCUGUUAUCUGUGUACCUUAUUUGUGAUAUCCUAACCGACAACAACAAAAUAGUUUGUAAUACUUACAAAUUUUGUUGAAUAAUACAACAUAAUUUAAACUAAUUUAUCUACCAAAAUAACUGUGCUUAAAAUACGAAUAAAGGACGAUUACAUAAUCGGGUACAUCGGCGAAAUGGAUUACGUAACUCUCGUGUGCCAUGCACUGUAAAUGAAAAUGCACCAACUCUCCGCAAGUCUAAAUUAUAUGGCUACCAAGUGAAAAUCCCCCGCUGAGAGAACGAGCCAACCCGAAAAUAGAGUCAUCAAAUUUGUGCCGGCUUCACGGAAAUUAACCGCCGCCGAUUCGCCACGCUUAUAUACACGGCAAUCCGCCGUGAAGUAGGCAACAAAAUAUAUUUAUGCGCCCAAGUGAUAACGGCGGAAAAGCCAGCGAAGCACAACAGGCGCGGACUUAGGCGGCAGGACUCGGCGAUCCGGAGACAGGGGCGGAGUCUGGAGUGAGAAGUGAGGAUUCAGGAGUGAGGAUUCAGGAGUGAGGAGUCAGGAGUCAGGAGGAAGAAAGGGGAUUCGAGCACAGCAUCAGCAUGAAGGGUCUGACGGCGUUUAAGGAGAAGGCGACGGGCGUGUUCAGCGGCCUGAAGCCGAACAUGGAGAAGUUCGAGAUAUCCCAGAGCUACCACGGCGGUCACGGGGGCUACGAGGAGAGAGGGGGCGAGCGGGAGGGCCGCGGACCUGGAGGCGGCCACGCCUACGACGACGACGACGACCGGCCCGACUCGCCCGCCUCCUUCGAGGAGAUCGAGCGUCCGCCGCUGCGGAAGAUCGACAAGUACUGCAAGGCGGAGUGUCCUUGCAUGCCGGCCCGCUACACCAUCGCCACCAUGGCCUGCGUGGGAUUCAUGAUCGCCUUCGGGAUGCGCUGCAACAUGUCCGCGGCCAAGCUCAAAGGAGAGCACAACGGGACUGUUUUCAUGAACUGGACGGUCGCCGUGGAGAGCCAUGUGGACUCGUCCUUCUUCUGGGGCUACUUGGUGACGCAGAUUCCCGGCGGCUUCAUCGCCUCCAAGUUCCCGGCCAACAAGAUAUUCGGCCUGUCCAUCGUAAGCUCCGCCACGCUGCAUCUCUUCGUGCCGUUCGCCAUGACCCUGAUGCACGGUCAUGUGGUGAUUUGUGUGCGCGUCCUGCAAGGACUCUUCGAGGGCGUUACGUAUCCGGCUUGCCAUGGCAUCUGGCGCUUCUGGGCGCCUCCCAUGGAGCGUUCCCGUUUGGCCACGCUGGCCUUCUCCGGUUCCUACGCCGGCGUGGUGGUGGGACUUCCGCUCUCGGGACUCCUUGCGGAUGCCGUGGGCUACCAGGCGCCCUUCUACGCGUACGGGGUGUUCGGGAUCAUCUGGUACAUGUUCUGGAUCUGGCUGUGCUUCGAGAACCCGCGGAAGCACCCGGCCAUCAGCAUACCCGAGCUGAAGUACAUCGAGAAGUCGCUGGGCGAGUCCGCACAUCCCUCGAUGCCCUCGCUAAAGACGACUCCUUGGCGCGAGAUGAUGCGCUCCAUGCCGGUGUACGCCAUCAUCGUGGCGAACUUCUGCCGCUCCUGGAACUUCUACCUGCUGGUGCUGUUCCAGUCCUCGUUCCUCAAGCACAAGUUCGGUUUCAAGGUGGAGGAGGCGGGCUUCGUGGGCUCCCUGCCCCACUUGAUCAUGACCACGAUAGUGCCCUUCGGAGGCAUGUUGGCGGAUCACCUGCGCAAGAACGGCAUCCUGUCCACCACGAACGUGAGAAAGCUCUUCAACUGCGGCGGCUUCGGAAUGGAGGGAUUGUUCUUCCUGUUCGUGGCGCACUCCUCAACUGCGACUGGCGCCAUGUUUGCCUUGACCUGCGGCGUGGCCUUCAGUGGCUUUGCCAUUUCCGGCUAUAAUGUCAACCAUCUGGACAUAGCUCCUCGGUAUGCCAGUAUCCUAAUGGGUCUCUCGAACGGAAUAGGCACUCUGGCUGGCAUCAUUGUGCCCUAUGCUUUGGAUGGUCUUAUCCAAGCUAAUCCUACUGGUUGUUGGACCACUGUGUUCACCUUGGCCGCCUGUGUUCACUUGGUUGGCUGCACUUUCUACGGAAUUUUCGCCUCCGGAGAACUGCAACCUUGGGCGGAACCCCCACCCGAGGAGCAGAAGGUUUGGGCACCACCAGCAGGUGCCAUUACCAACAUGGAUCCUAGCCAGGCGGGAAUGAUGGGAGACUACAUGAAGGAGACCUCAUUUGGCGCACCGGAGUACACCGAGCAGAGCCAAAUGCAGCAGUCGAAUGCCAUUAGCUACGGCGCCACAGGGCACGUGGCCAACAAUCCGUUCGCCAUGGCCAGCGGUGCACCACCCAUCGCCGAGGAGGAUGCCCCACCGACCUACGGGGACGUGUCGAAUACAGGACAAUACGGAUACAACACGCAAGGACAGGUGCCGUCCUACGAUCCGCAGGGAUACCAGCAGCAGUAAAGGGUCGCUUAGACAUACGAGUAUAUCAUAGCCUUUAGUUUUAGUCGGAAAUCGUUUGACGUUAUUGUUUGUUCUUGGUGUGCCGUUAAAGUUUUCCCCACACACUCUCUCUCUGUUUGUUGAGUUCCAGCCACGGAGGAUCCUAAGUCCUUCGGACACAAUACGAGUAUAUUUAACUAAGGAGUAACGAAUUUGUCAGCGAAUAAGGGGAUUCCACAUGCCACACUAACACAAUGAAACUAUGUACCUAACAGAGAAACUACAUAUGCAAACACAGCAAUACCGAUAGCCAUUACCAUUACCGUUAGCCCAGAUAUAGUAGGAACACACACUGGCCCAGUCGAUCUAUAUAGCAAUAUGGUAUGAAAUAAGGGCCUCGCUUGCGCGAACUUCUAUUUACAAGCUCCAAAAACCGAAACUGCAACACAAGAUAGGGAAAGCACUGGAAAUAAAUAGUCAACUCUUGUGUAUAUCAUAAACCACAUAAUCCGCACAAAGCAUAUAAUAACUACCAUAUAUUGAGUCGGUAUAAUCGUAUAUAUAUAGCCAAAGAUUGUUGUUGAACUGCAAACUGCAAGUUUUAUUACCGUUGAUGAUAUUACCUUCUGUGUAAAGAGAACAUUUUAAUCAAACCCAAGCAAUUGUUGAUGUUCGGCACGAAUAAUAACCAUAAAAGUACUAGCUAAUCGAAGAAACAUAAUAAUACUCUGUUAACUAAUUCUUAUUUGCUUUUGGUUGGUUCAGACGAACUUCUUGAUGCACCUUUCGCUUUUGUGUUGAAGGAACAUGAGCAAGGCAUGAUGUAGGUACUAAAUUAUAGAACUCAAGUAGAUAGCAGUAGGCGCAUAUAACCUCAGACUUGGUCUUCAUAUGCUCACUAUAUUAUAGUUAAAAUAAGCAGAAGGAACACUUGGAGCACAAUUAUAAGAGUUUUUAGUUAUUAGCACAAUAUAAUUUAACUUCAAAGAUGUUUUGUUUAAAUCUAUACACUCUAAAAAACUUGAAACUCUUUAUUUAUAUUCCAUCUUACUUUUUCAAAUAUAAAAAACUAAAAAAUAAUAUUUUCAGUACAUUUUUUUCUUUCCCAAUGUGUGUUCCUUUUGUGAAAAUUAAAUAAAAAGUAUUAACUAUCAAUUAAACUAUAUUUAACCUAUUAAAUCUCUCUAAACAAAUAAAUUUAUACGAUUUCGAUAAACUUAGUAGAUUGUAAAUAAAUUCUGAGUUGUGUAAUUUUAAAUCUUUAGUUCAUUUUUGCACCAAAUUUGAUUUAAGAGCACAGUUUCACUUAAUAAAUGCACUGUUUCUUUUAGUUCUUUAAGUUCAAUGCACCAUUGUAAAUGUUUUUUAGUUAAUAAGUUUUAUUACUGCCACGAAAAACAUAUUAAGACGCACUUACUUUCGCACUGUUCAAUUGAAAAUACAAAUUUACAAGCAAAUUAUUUCUAAUCGUCUGUAUAUUAUCCAAACGUAUUUAACUAACCAUUAAUAUUAUAGCUAACUAUAUAAAGGUAAUUUAAAGUAUUCACAUUUAAAUCACUAUGUAUUAAAAACGUGAAAAUUUUCUAACUAAAAGAGUCAAUUCUAAUACCGUAAUUUGUACAGCGCAGCGAUUAAAUACUCACGCAAAUACUCGUAUAGCAACUUUAAAAUAGCUAAUAUAUAUUACAAUUUUAAUGGAUUUGGAUACAGGUUCCAACUGAAGAACAAAAUACUGCUUGUGUGAGCGACAAUACUUAGUGAAAUAAGCUUAGUUAUAGUUUAAAUACUAAAUUCAACUUUUAUUUGUGUUGAUUUGCCUUCAUGAUUUGAUUCUAGGUACAAAUUUUUAACUUAUGCUCUGCGCAUACAAUUAAAAAUGUUGGCCACUGGGGCGUAUGUGUAAUAUUAGAAUAGCUAAAAUCCAUUCUGUACAUAAAUCCAUUUUUACUGUUAAUCCAUUCGUUCAAAUGAGUAUUUUAAGAGAUCGAUUCUCAGAUUAUCGACUUAAUUUAUUCUGUUUUUGGGAGAUACUCAAGCUCUCUGGGCUGUGUGGACAAUAAUGACAUAAAUAUGUUAGCCAGAAAGCCACGUUUGAACUUUUGCUAGCUAAGGUAUGAAAAUAAUGAAAAUCACUUGACAUAACGGUUUGUAAAUACAGUAUAUCUCGUAGUAAAUGCCAUCAUUAAAUGCUUUUGUGAGUAAUUUAAGUGUACAUAAAGCCGACUAAACCGAAGCGUAACUAAAAACUCGACGAGCGCAACUAUAAUAGUGUUAAACCAUCAGUUUUGCUAUAACCAGUCAUAGAUGAACAGGUUACAUCUAGGGUAUUUUAACUGCUAGCCAGACAUUAACGUUGUGCUUGGAAAUAAACCCAGAGUCUCUAAAAUGCAUACACUUUCAUACAGAAAUAUAGGCGCACAAAUACGAAACAAAUAUACGCUAACUAUAUAAAUCGUAUAUAUAUUCAAUUCAUUAAAUAAAUGACAAUUGGGCCAAGGCACUCAUCGGAUUAUGCACCCGAGAUUCCUUGAAAUAUUAUUAAAGACGUAGCAAAGAUAUUAACACUAUACUUAAACCGUGUAUAUAAUUAGAAACAAAUAUUCUUUGUGUUUUCUGAGAGUUCUGUAUGCAAGAUAUAAAAUAUUAAAUCAAAAUUAAGCAUAAUAAACUCAUUCAGAGAUCCCUUUUCUGGCAACACCCGCCCACGUUGUAUAAUUUGUAUGUUAGCUAAACCAAAUUAAGGUAAAAACUUAUAUAUUUCAAUGUAUGUUAAUUAACAAAGAAACAGAUAAAUAUUCCCGGCAGCCACAAAUGAAUAUUAACAGACAGUAUUUAUUUAAAACGUAUCCUGAUUCUAUCAAUGUUACUUAUGUUUGGUUGAAAGAAUUAAGUCCGACAAUGCGAAUUACCAUAUUUGAAGAUCAUGAAAAACAGAACAAAAUUAUACCUAAUAAAAUGUAUUUGGAAUUCAAUAAAACGAACAUGUUAAAAAUUA
Drosophila ficusphila is the source of this 5557-nucleotide messenger RNA. RefSeq names its product vesicular glutamate transporter 1 (gene VGlut). The record is from RefSeq and is a predicted model, not a curated record. Gene Ontology annotation, biological process: synaptic transmission, glutamatergic; transmembrane transport; regulation of synapse structure or activity. Gene Ontology annotation, molecular function: L-glutamate transmembrane transporter activity; neurotransmitter transmembrane transporter activity. NCBI's taxonomy places the organism in Eukaryota, Metazoa, Arthropoda, Insecta, Diptera, Drosophilidae. Gene Ontology annotation, cellular component: excitatory synapse; synaptic vesicle membrane.